Messenger RNA from Cucumis melo (muskmelon), 886 nucleotides. RefSeq lists its product as uncharacterized. The record is from RefSeq and is a predicted model, not a curated record. The transcript is spliced from 2 exons. Bases 218 to 634 code for a protein of 138 amino acids. NCBI's taxonomy places the organism in Eukaryota, Viridiplantae, Streptophyta, Magnoliopsida, Cucurbitales, Cucurbitaceae.
UCACUUCUUUCAAGGAGUUCAGGGGCGACUGUCAUAGACAAUUCAAAAAGUAUAGAGACCCUAAACAGGCACGUACCAACUUAUCGCACAGAUUGGUGGGACGUCUAGAAGAUUGGCAAUCAAUACAUGAGCCAUGCAUUUCAGGUGAGACUUAUAUAUUGUAAUGGUACAUUAUUUCAUUUAACUUUUUGUAUAUAUUAAUUUAACAAUUAUUUCCAUGCAUGAGCAAUCACGAACGAACAAGGUUGCUAAGCUACUAGACAAAAGUAGCCUUACAAUCAUAAUAGCGGGUCCAACUCGUUUAUACAACGACAACACGAGCUCAUUGAGAAACAUGGUCAGCCAAUCGAUCUUGUGGAGUUAUUCAAGGAAACACACCCUUGAAGUGGCCAAUUCGUUUCGCAGGCCAUUGAGGAUGCGCAUAAUCAGAUGCUGGAACUUUAGUCACAGCCCAUCCGAGAGGGUUCUCAACCACUCUAUGAGGACGAGAUAUGUGAAAAAGAUUUGGGUAAACGACCAAGCUACUCAAAAGGUCUGGGUUGGGUACCUAAGCCCAAGUCCCGCAAGAGUUGUGCUAGCAGUUCUUCGACCUCAUCUUUCCAAGCUAAAGAGGUCGAAUAAGCUAAAGUCUUGAUUGCAACAAAGAGUCGAGCUUGAUGAAGCUAAAGGGAUGAUUGAAGAAUAGAGAAGGACAUCGAAGCUGCACAUACAACAAAAGGAAGAAAUGAAGAAGAUGAUAGAAGAAAUGAGUCAAGCACAGAGGGGACCAUGAGCUCUUGCGGUACGUAUUUUUCAAUUAUUAAGUUUUUACUUUGCAUUAUUUAGUGAUAUGUGUAUCUAAACUUACUUUUGUAUCAUUAUAGGUGUGAACUUUUUGUAAUAUGAC